GCAAUUGCGAUUAUAUCUUCUUCUCCUUCGUCGUCUUCAUCUUCUUCGCUGCUUCUUCUUCACAGUCAGUCAGCCACUCCGUCGGCAGACAGAGAGAGAGAGAGAGAGAAGAAGCUCCGAGCGUCCCCUUCAUCAGCCGUAGCAGCUGCCAUGGCCAACGUGAUCAUGGCCUCCUCCAAGACCCAAAUCCCCGUCUCCUCCUCCCUCCCCACCCCCAUACCCAAGCCCUCGCCAAUCCCCCAACUCUCGCUCCCGAAACCCAAGGUCCUCUCUAUACCGUCCUCAUCCGUGGCGCUGAAAUCGGUCUCCGUCAUCGGGGCCGCCGCGCCGCUCCUGCUGGCCCCACUGCCGGCGCUGGCAGUGGAGAUCGAGAAGGCGGCCCUGUUUGAUUUCAACCUGACGCUGCCGAUAGUAAUGGGGGAGUUCCUGCUCCUCAUGUUCGCCCUGGACAAAGUCUACUUCAGCCCUCUCGGGAAGUUCAUGGACGAGAGGGACGCUGCCAUUAAGGAGAAGCUCAGCAGCGUCAAGGACACCUCCCAGGAGGUGAAGCAGCUGGAGGAGCAGGCGGCGGCGAUUAUGAAGGCAGCCCGUGCAGAGAUCUCGGCGGCACUGAACAAGAUGAAGAAGGAGACGCAGGCGGAGGUGGAGGAGAAGUUGAGGGAGGGCCGAAAGAAGGUCGAGGCCGAGCUGCAGGAGGCUCUGGCCAACCUAGAGAGGCAGAAGGAGGAGACCGUCAAGGCCCUCGACUCCCAGAUUGCCGCCCUCAGCCAGGACAUUGUCAAGAAGGUCCUCCCUGUUGAGUAGAUAAAGCUCCAAAUUUUGUAAUUUCUGCUGUGACAUAAAUCACUUGUAAUUUGUACUGUCAUCUGCCAACAUGAUGCUCUAAUGGAAAAUCAAUUCUUACAUAGUAGAAUUCCUGGUUCUGU
Molecule: messenger RNA, 926 nt
Organism: Punica granatum (pomegranate)
Lineage: Eukaryota; Viridiplantae; Streptophyta; Magnoliopsida; Myrtales; Lythraceae
Source: RefSeq, a predicted model, not a curated record